Molecule: messenger RNA, 2082 nt
Organism: Panicum hallii
Lineage: Eukaryota; Viridiplantae; Streptophyta; Magnoliopsida; Poales; Poaceae
Product: protein IWS1 homolog 1
Exons: 11
Coding region: 130-1665 (511 amino acids)
Biological process (GO): regulation of DNA-templated transcription elongation; brassinosteroid mediated signaling pathway
Source: RefSeq, a predicted model, not a curated record
AACAAAUCCUUUUCCUUCCCAUCGCCGACUCGAUCUCUCCAUCCUCUCCCCGACGACUCUCCUUCCUCUCCUCCCUCCAGCUCGUCCCACCUCACCUAGGGUUUCGACUCCCAGCUCACCGCCGUCGCCAUGGACGACAACUUCUUCGACGAGGACGGCGAGGCGCUCAUGGACCCCGACGCGCGGGACCCGUCCCCCGAGCCGCAGCCCUACGAAGACCUCGACGACGACCUGGGCGACGACUGGGCCCGCGAGCGCUCCCCGACCCCUGCCCACGGCGGCGACGGCGGGGCGGGGUCCUCCAAGCCCCGGAAGCGCCUUCUCAAGAAGGGCGGCGGCGGCGGCGGCAUGCCUGGCGACGACGGGCUGGAGGACUUUGGGUUGGAGGACGCGGACGCGGACCCCGCGGCGGAGGCGAAGAAGAGGAAGGGCUCGUCGGCGCUGAGGGACCUCGCGAGGGGCGGGGCGGGCAAGGAGAAGAAGGAGAAGAAGAGGAGGAGGGAGGACGACGGGAGGGGGAGGGACAGUGGGAUGGCCAGGGAGAAGCGGGGGUCAGGAGGGAGGGGCUCUGGCGGUGGGGAGGACCAGGAUGAUGGAGAAAGGGAGAUCCAGGAGCUCUGGGAUACCAUUGCGGGUGGUGACUCAGAGGAUGACCAAGAAGGCGUUAGAACUGUAGAUGAUGAUAAUUUCAUUGAUGACACUGGGGUUGAUCCAGCUGAUCGUUAUGGCAGUGAUAAUGAGCGGCAUUCUCCUGGACGUUAUGCACAGGCUGAGGAGGGUGAGGAGGACGAUGAAAUUGAGCGACUCUUCAAGGGUAAUAAAAAGAAGAAGAAGAAUGAUCGCCCACGUGCAGAUAUUGGUCUGAUAGUGGAACAAUUCAUUGCUGAGUUCGAGGUAGCAGCUGAAGAAGAUGCGAACUUGAAUAGGCAGUCAAAACCAGCCAUUAACAAACUUAUGAAGCUUCCACUGCUCAUAGAUGUUCUCUCCAAGAAGAAUCUUCAGCAGGAAUUUCUUGAUCAUGGAGUUCUCACUCUUCUAAAAAAUUGGCUCGAGCCAUUGCCAGAUGGAAGCAUGCCAAACAUGAAUAUUCGAUCUGCUGUGCUUAAAUUAUUAACUGAUUUUCCAAUUGACUUGGAGCAAUAUGACAGAAGAGAGCAGCUUAAGAAAAGUGGUCUGGGAAAGGUCAUUAUGUUUUUGUCCAAAUCUGAUGAAGAGACUACUGCAAAUAGGAAACUGGCUAAGGAGUUGGUUGACAAAUGGAGUCGUCCAAUAUUCAACAAGAGCACAAGAUUUGAGGAUAUGAGGAGAUAUGACGAUGAAAGAGCGCCUUACAGGCGGCCACAAAUGAAGAAGCCUUCGUCAAGUAUCUCUGGAAUGGAAUCUAGAGAUGAUGAUAUUGAUGCUGACUUCUCACAACGCAAGUCUGGGCAAAGUAGUUCAAGGCAGCACGCUUCAAGGCCAGAAGCCUCGCCUUUGGACUUUGUCAUUCGUCCACAGUCCAAAAUUGAUCCUGAGCAGAUACGGGCUCGUGCUAAGCAGGCUGUCCAAGAUCAGCGCAGGCUGAAGAUGAACAAGAAAUUGCAGCAGCUGAAAGCGCCCAAGAAGAAAAACCUUCAGGCGUCAAAGCUCAGUGUGGAAGGCCGUGGGAUGAUCAAAUACCUGUAGGCCAUCCGCUCUGGCAUCCGCAGCCAGCAACUCCCCCUGCGCAUGACUGAUUGUGCCUGCAGGGAUCACUGAGCUAGUAUCACCCUACCACCAGUUGGGGGCCAAUAGCUCGGCGCUCAAUAAUUGCUUGGAUCUUUUAUCCAAGUAUUUUUCUUGCCUGGUAGGGGGCAGCAGAUGGGCUUCAGAAACUCGAUGAUCUGGGCAGUAUUCAUUGUGGAGGGCUUAUACUAUGGUGUGCAUGAAUAUAGCAUUUUUCAAGGAGAGUGGUGCCUCUAUACUGUAUAAAUGUUCUGUCAAGCUUAUAAGUUAACUGGAUCCGAUCAGCUGUAUGUUGAGUUGGAUUAAAUUUUUUAUUUGUUUGUACUUGAAGAAACGUUAUAUCUUAUGAAAUCAAAGCAUUGUGCGAUAACUGGUUAA